Pomacea canaliculata is the source of this 5747-nucleotide messenger RNA. RefSeq names its product beta-2 adrenergic receptor-like. Gene Ontology annotation, cellular component: membrane. Gene Ontology annotation, molecular function: G protein-coupled adenosine receptor activity. Bases 2381 to 4345 code for a protein of 654 amino acids. Gene Ontology annotation, biological process: G protein-coupled adenosine receptor signaling pathway. The transcript has 2 exons. Lineage: Eukaryota; Metazoa; Mollusca; Gastropoda; Architaenioglossa; Ampullariidae. The record is from RefSeq and is a predicted model, not a curated record.
AAUAAAUCAAAUGAAUCACUGUAUUCAAACUUUAAAGGUUUUCUCAUAAAAGGUCCAGAAAACCCGCAAAAUAAAAAGUAUCUCAUGUAUGCCCUUAAUUAUCAAACAUAAUACAAAUAAAUAUGAAAACCCUAUUUAAGUAAUUAUUGUUUACAAAAGUGGGUUUGUUAAGUAUUUCCUACAUUUUAUGUUUUUUUCCCCCCGGCUGUGUGACAGGAUGACAAAGUUUGAGGACCGAGUACCAGUUAGGUCACGAAGUUAACGAUUUGCGGCGUUUUACUGGCAGCUUGUGUGUUUAGACACGGAAAUGAAUUCCACAGCAACCGUCGUGGUCGUUUCUCAAGCAGCAUCAGCAGCCAUCGAUUGCCUGUUCCCCUCCCUCCUUUCUCUGUGGAUGGACUGCAGCCUCCCAACGACAGCACACUUCUCCGGAAUCAAAGGCAUCGCCAUUAGAGGGGAGCGUCUCCGCUGAGCUCAGACAAAUGUUGAUCAGCAAAAUCAAUUUCAGUUUGUGUGUUGUCCAGUUUUUAAUUUUCUUAUUGAAGCCCACUGUUGUCCGAUAACUGGGAAUGUUUUAAUCCACUUAUCACAAAGCCUCAGUUGGAUUGUUAAGUUGUCCAGUUUACUUCCUUCUACAGUUUUCUUGGAAAAACUUCUCUCUCCCUCAUUCUCUCUCUCUCUCUCUCUCAUACAUAGAAAUUUCUGAAAGUAAACUGUCGAAGGAAGUAAAUAGAGAGUGACCAGAUUUAUUUCCUUACAUUGACUUCCCAAAUCUGUAUUGGAGCAGCUAACUACUAACUUAAAAGGAAGUAUAUAUCAAAUAAUUUUCUUCAACAAGCUGUGAAAUCCUAAGUCAUGUUUCUUUUCUCUUUGUACUUCCGCAACACGCGAUACAACAUGAGGCAGACCUGUGUCAAGCAGAAUGGGAUCUCAGUUCCCAUGGCAAGUUGCAGAAAGCACUUUCAUUUUUCUCACGAACACCCUGUUGUUGCAUCACAUUGACACAAAAUGCGCGUGUAUCAACAAUUCAGGUUUCCAGAAACAACGAUGUGUCCCACUUUCCGAUUCUACAUCCACGACACUGGAAACAUGUCACGUCGGGAGGCAAGAUGAGAUGAACUCUUGAAAUUAUUUUCCGAGAAGCAUUUAAAAAUUAACGGAGUUCUCCCGUUAACAUUAACGUCCCCAUUAGAAAUAUUUUUUCCUUUGCAUUGUACAGUGUUGCUGAUGGCUGAUUUACUUUCUCAGGACGUUUUACACCCCUUGUAUUACUCCGCACUACACUUGUUACACAACAUGGAGUACCUUCACGUCAGCAACAAACAGAAACCUCUCUAAAUGUAAACAGAAACGUAAGAUGAAGUCAGUAAUAUCCUGCUUCUGCUAAAAUUAUAUGAUGACAGGAUUUACUGCCAUAAAUUGAUGUUGGUAUCCAUGUUGUGGAAACAACGUUAGAUGUCGAUCCCACGCGAGCUUCGCUAUCUUCUCCAUCUCGUCGUCAUUCAGCUCCCAACAGUCGGCACAUCGGGAGUGUCUCAUCCUUGCUCGACAGUUCCUGCCACUCAGCUGAUACAAUUACAGAAAUCGGCCCAGGACAAGAUGAUCCUAGCCUGAACUGUCGUCAGAGCAACCGGUAUGGCCGCUGACUGGACCAAUUUCGGACUGCUUUGGACAUCAAACAGGUUAAGUUCCAGCGAAACGAGUGAUAAAUGGAUUGUUGUCGGGUCAGAGGAAGAAGAUGAAUGACAUCUUUAAGCUUCAAGAAGCUUAGAGGUAAUUUGUUUCUCAUUCGAUGUGCUGCAGACUGUUUUUGUGGAGACCAACGGUUCCCCAUCACUGGCUCGCACUUGGCGGGUCACGAGACCUCGACAUCUACGACGCGUGAACGCACCUUCAACGGGUGGCGAUAGAGAAUUACUCUCCAUCAGUUGGGGAAAAACUCAACAAUUGUUUUGUGUCAAACAGGAGGAAGAUCCGACUGAACAGUCCUCCUACACUCUUUCAACUUUCUUUGUAAUUUGUCAUCAGCUCUCUCGUACCUGCACUGACUCUGCAGCAUCCCAGCUGCUCGUUUAAGUCCACGGGUGCUGGUGUUUUUCGUGAAACUUCUGAAUCAUCAAACAUUACAAAUUCACGACCACUGAUGACGCUAAAGCUUUCAAUUUUUCAUGGAUGUCUUUCGGUGAUCAGCGAGCAAAUCUGAAAGGCUGUAAGCCUCCCUUGCUCACCUUCAUCCUGUCUUCCUUUCAUCGUCUCUGAGUCAAUCUACAGCCAAUCUUUUGAUGUUUCCAAAAGAACAAAGCAACAAGCAGGGUCAUUACGUCCGCAAGAGUGAACGCCAGAGGGCGCCCUGCCGGCUGAAGGAAGUGACGACACCGAUAUGUACGAAAACAUCACCACGACGGACUGGAUCUACAUGACGUCAGAGUGCGUGGUAGGCGUGUUCUCCACGCUGGGCAACGGCCUGGUGCUGCUGGCCAUCUUCAAGACGCACGCUCUGCGCACCAUCACCAACUGCUUCAUCGGCAGCCUGGCCGCCGCCGACAUGUUGGUGGGCCUGGUCAUCCCGCCCACCGCCAUCCUCGUCUUCCGCGGCCUGCCGAGAAACUUCCAUGCCUGCGUCUUCAUCAACUCCCUCGUCGUUCUCAUCACCAACAUCUCCAUCCUCAACCUGGCCGCCGUAGCGCUGGAGCGCUUUAUCGCCAUCCGAUACCCGUUCCACUACCACAGGCUGCUGACCAUCCAGCGAGCCAUGUACGUGGUGGUCAUCACCUGGAUCACAGCCAUCUUGGUGGGCCUGAUUCCCACCAUGGGAUGGAACAAGGGCUCGGACAACUUCACGGACUGUUCCUUCACGAAGGUUAUCCGGUAUGAUUACUUGGUCUACUUCAUCUUCUUUGGGAUCAACAUCCCGCCCCUCCUCUUCAUGUUUGUCAUCUACCUGUACAUCUACCACACCAUCCGCAAGCACCGAAGGCGCUCAGUUUCCCAGGUGAGGGUGCUGCCCCCGGGCCUGCGUCGCUCCAUUCAUCAGCGGGCGAAGGAGGUGCGCGGGGCGCAGUGCCUAGCUUACGUCAUCAUCCUCUUCGCUAUUUGCUGGCUGCCCCUCCAUAUUCUUAACUGUAUUUCACACUUCGCUCCCGAAAAAUCCCCACAUCCGAAUGUCUUGCUCGUGACCAUCGUGCUCAGUCACGCCAACUCUUGUGUCAACCCUUUCUUCUACGCGUAUGGCAAUACAAAGUUCAAGCAGGCGAUGAAGAAAAUCUUGCUGUGUGGACGCUUGGACCCUACGCACAAUUCCGACUCUCUCCCCACCGAUGGCCAAUCGUACCGACGUUCGGUGUUCAACAAGGACAAUGCCACAUCCUUCGAUGGUAAGGACCAGUCGCAUAACAGACAACUAGAACUAUUCUCCAGUGACGACACAAACGUGUUACAGCAAGUGUCUCCGUCCGCUUGGCACCUGGACGUUCAGGGUGAACCCCACGGGAGAUUAAACGGUGGUUUCGAUGACAAGGAUUCUGCGAUCGCGAUUCAACCUCCAAAUGAGCGAAGAAUUAACAAAUCUGUCUCAUGGAAUGAUGAAAGUGUGAGCCAUGAUAAGCUGCCGACGACUGCCCCCAGCAGGCAGGACAUCAACGAUGACAUCGGCGAUAACAUCGAUAAUCCACACAGCUCCGUGCUGCCCACGUUCGGCAGCAAGGCUUCUGCCAUGUCAGAAACUGAGCACACAAGCUUGGAUCCACUUCCAAUCAUGAUUCCUCUUACAAACUCACUCGUAACGGCUCUCGAAAGUCCUCGACACUUAGCUUUAAGCGAAUCACAAGGAACUGCACAGCCUGACAUCAGCCCACCACAAGUUCGGCGUCGGAGCUUCCAAACCCCGAGUCAGCCUCAACUGGACAAAGUUCACCCUCUCUAUCCUCAACGUCUAAAUGCGGGAGAUCCGGGCAUCCCCGUCAAACAGUUCCUGUGUGGGCUGAGCGAGGACUAUGGGCAAGUGGUGAUGAAUUUGUGCUCGACAGACGAUGCAGACACAGAGUACGACGAGACCUCGGUAGGACCAGUUGACGAUAGUCAUCACCAUAACGUCUACGUCGAGCAAGCACACAGCACAAAUUCAUCUGAUCCCCCAGAAGGUAUCACUCGUGCGGCCUCUCCUUCGCCGCCCUUGCUUUUCCAUAAAGUGAGGCUGAAGGUCCCCCCGGAUACCGAACACAUGGACAUUUCCUCGCCAUCAGAAAAUUCCUGUAAAAACUCUAGUGAUGAAGUGAAAAGCGUGAAGUCUUUUUCAGAAAACGAGGACAUAUUUGGAUCAAAGAGCUUUAUUUCAAUACGUUUAUGAUGACAGGCUCUUAGACGAAUGUUAUUUUAGUGAAAGAAACAUUUUCCAAACGUCAAACAAACUAUUCGUGAAAACUAAUCAAAACUGCUACUGUGAUACUUAGGUAAUUUAAUUUACUCUGUCCAUCUUCAAGGUUGUAAACUACGCCGACUACUAAGAAUAGCGUGUGAAAUGUUAAUGCCCGCGGUCGUCUGCUUGCUCCACUUCUGUCCUUGUCCAUUGGUGUGUUGUUGUUAGCCGUAGUUUCACAUAAAAGCAAAGUAAACAUAUUGAUUCCAACCCAUUUUAUUUAUGUCCUGUUCAUUCAAUCAUUCUUCUAGGUAGAGCAAACAAAAGUUUUAAAAGUAUAGAAUUUUUUUAAAAUACUGUCAAUGCUACACCCACAAGCUCAAUUCGACAAAUAAUUAAAAAAAACACCGCAAUAGAUGACUGCGUAGAUGUUCUGCAAGGUCGUUUUGCAAAUGUUCGGGAAAACAUCUGUGCUCGGUGAAGACGGAGAUCAUUAAUUUUAAAAACCAAUAAGCCAACAGGUUGACAGGAUAACAGACACACUAGUAUGCGCUCGCGCGCACACACAUAAAAAACAGUGUUACAGUUGGGAUAGUGAAUAAUAACUAGAACAGUAUUUUUAUGGAAAAGAAAGAGAGAAAAAAAACUUGAAUAAUCAUCUCUUCACAACUAUUAACGUCGAUAUUUUUUGCUAAAUUUAUGAUUUACUCAUUCAUUCCUAUGAUGAAUAAUGUUUAGCGUCUCCGUAAAGAUUAAUCGUUAAAAAGCACAGACAAAAGGCGGAUCUGUCAUCAUCCGAACACUUGUGGCUUGUGACAAAUAAGUUAGAGUAGAACACGGCGGAUAAGACUGCUGCAAUCAACAUUACUCCACUCCGCGGUUAGCCGCCGUGAAAAUACGAACACUCACAAGCCAUUAAUCGCAGUUAGUGUGCUUUAAAAAUAAAACUUGAGUCCAGCUGGCAUUUUAUGCUCAGACGACGAGAAAUAUAAACAAAGAUCCGGUGUGUUUAUGUAUUGGUUGCACUGCUCACGCUGGUCGAUCUUAUGGACAAGUUUGCUGCCAACGGUAGCCAUGAAGACCGUUCAUUACUAUAGAAACGGCUGCAAUUAUUCUGGAUGUUUAAACGCUCGGUUGAGUCACAGUCAUGGGGAUUAAGAACUGCGAAGAGGGAGAGAACGAGGAAAGCAUGUCAAAAAUAAAAAAUUUUCAUUGAAGACCUGACUUUCAACUGAGAUUUGAAUUUCAUCGCAAAACUGAUUUUGAGGUAUAGAAAAGGCAGCGCCACAAGAAAUUUAACUCAAGUUUACAAUUCUGUCCAGAUCAUGUCCAUUUUUAGAGAUUUUCUUGUGUGUUACUUGUGUCUCGUCAAUAAAAUCAAUCAAACUUCAAA